This is a messenger RNA of Aspergillus candidus, 423 nucleotides long. RefSeq lists its product as uncharacterized. NCBI's taxonomy places the organism in Eukaryota, Fungi, Ascomycota, Eurotiomycetes, Eurotiales, Aspergillaceae. The record is from RefSeq and is a predicted model, not a curated record. The coding region runs from base 87 to 359 and encodes 90 amino acids. The transcript has a single exon.
UGGGGGAGGAAGACUUGUGAGGAAUUGGUUUGGACGAGACGCUUUAUCACGAUGCGAGAGUGCAAGGCACGCGUGGAUUGUCGACUAUGGGCGCAUACACCGUGGUUUUGAUAUCUUCAUUUUCUCUGCCUAGCCUUUGUGCGCGUUCUCGGGGUCCUGUAUCAUAUGUACAGUAUGGUGUUUGGUAUAUUGAGGGGAUCUUGCUGAGACAGAUGUGUCUGGGUCAGGGCUGGACUACAGCACAUGGACAGGAGGUCCCGCUCUGUGGUUACCGUCCAUAUGAUGGAUGGUGGAUAUUUUGGGUAUUUUGCAGGUUAGCGGCGCAUUAUUGGUCUUUGCAUUUCAGCAUACUUAUAUGAUCUUUUUUCAGCUCUAGAUAUUUGAGAGUAACAGGCAAGUAUGUUUUGUCGACAUGGGGAUUAA